AUGCCGGGAGUUAAAAGAAAGCGGGGUGCAGGUUGGAGUACGCCAUUAGAUAAGGCGAAGGGAGCGAGGAUCAGAACAGAGAACGAAAGUCCUGAAAAUAUAACAGCUCGCCUUAAAACUGACAGGGGAGAAGGAAAACAAAAGAAACUCAAUAAUGAAACGGAUGAAGAAAGAUUACAACAAGCAAAGCGUAGUUCAAGGGCGACUAAAGCAGAGGAGUAUGCACAGAGACGGAGGGAAAGGGACGCUGCUAUAAAAAGGCAAAAACGUAAAAAUGAAACCAAGGACGAAACAGAAGCCAGAAGGCAAACAGAUGCUAAGCGUCAUGCUAUUUAUAUAGCUAAUGAAACAGCUAAAGAAACAGAAGCCAGAAGGCAAACAGCUGCUAAGCGUCAUGCUAUUUCUGUAGCUAAUGAAACAGCUAAAGAAACAGAAGCUAGAAGGCAAACAGACGCUAAGCGUCAUGCUAUUUCUGUAGCUAAUGAAACAGCUAAAGAAACACAAGCCAGAAGGCAAACAGAUGCUAAGCGUCAUGCUAUUUCUGUUUCUAAUGAAACAGUUAAAGAAACACAAGUCAGAAGGCAAAGGGAUGCUGAGCGACAUGCACUCGCUGUUGAAAAUGAGUCUUUGGAUGAAACUCUUCGACGCAAACAACAAGACAAUGAAAGACAUAAACAAGCUAUUGCUAGAGAAACAUUAGAAGAACGCCAAACUAGACAAAUCCUAGAUGCUGCCCGCUUUCGAGAAAGACGUGCAAAUGUCACACAAGAACAAAGAGCACAAAAUACAAAUAGAAUGAGACAAAAUAGAAAUAGAAUGACUGAUAUUCCGUUGGCUUGGACUGAUUUCGAUGAUUUCGAUGAAAGUGACGUUCAAAUACACGAUUGUGGACACAUGGACCAGGUCUGUGAAAAAUGCAGGGCAAGAUUUUUUCCAAAAGAGCGACCUACUGAUAAAAUGUUUACAGUUUGUUGUAAUAAGGGAACAAUAGAGUUACCACAAUUUGAAAGUCAUGAGUAUUUAAAGAACCUUAUGCUUGGACAUGACAGAGAUUCCAAAAUUUUUAUGGAACAUAUACGAUCUUACAACAGUGCUUUUGCGUUCGUUUCGGUAGGAGCAAAAAUUGAUUUUCCCAGAGGUCGUGGACCAUUUACGUUUAGAAUUCACGGGCAGGUUUAUCACAGAAGCGGGACUUUACACCCCACAGAAGGAGUGAAGCCAGUUUUCGCUCAACUCUAUGUUUUGGAUAAGCAAGUAGCUAUAUCGGAAAGACUGGAUAACGCUGCUAAUGCGAAUUGCCGAAGACAUAUAAUGGAAACAUUGUAUGAGGUGAUGAAGGAAAACCCAUUCUCCUUGGCAUACCGGAUGAUGUAUGAAGUUGAGCGUGAAGAAACUGAGAGAGCUAUUGCAAGCGGUGAAGAGAUUCCUAAAAUAACCAUGCGAUUAAUUCAGGAUCGAGACCAGGACCAACGACGAUACAACGCGCAGCAUUGUAAUGAGGUUGCCGUAGUUUUUACAAGCUCAGACGGAGAACCACCACUGCAGAGAGACCUAAUGGUAUAUUUGAGAGCUGACGGAGAAAAUGUUCAGAGAAUGCAACAAGUUUCUAUUUUGCAUAGGAAUUUGGAUGCAUUAUGCUAUCCGCUUUUGUUUCCUAAAGGCGAACAAGGAUGGGGGGAGGAAUUACGACUAACAGGGUCGCGCAGGAAUAGUGAGAAUACGAGGACUAGAGUCAGCUUAAAGAUGUAUUAUUCAUACUACUUGCAAGUUCGAGAUUAUUUUAACCCUCUGUUAAGCGCUGGGAGACUUACACAACAAUACAUUGUCGAUGCUUACGUUAAAGCCGAGUCAAAUGACUUGAACUUUAUUCGAACACAUCAAAAACAGUUGAGAUGUGAUACCUACAAACAUCUUAUUCCUUUUAUUCAAAACGAAGAUAAUGACUCGGCAGUACCUGGUCGUAGAGUGAUACUUCCAUCCACAUUCAGUGGAAGUCCGCGAAACAUGCAACAGUUGUACCAAGAUGCAAUGGCCAUUGUUAGAAAGUUUGGGAAACCAGAUUUUUUUGUUACAAUGACAUGCAACCCUAAGUGGCCAGAGAUUGAAGAAAGCCUUUUACCAGGACAGAGGCCCGAGAACAGGCCAGACAUUGUAGAUCGAGUUUUUAAGUUCAAAUUGCAACAGUUGUUGAAAGACAUUUCAGAGAAAAAAAUCUUUGAUCGAGUCGUCGCAUUAGUACACGUGAUUGAGUUCCAGAAGCGUGGCCUGCCCCAUGCACACAUAGUAAUAACUGUUGAAGGUGAAUUUAAGCCCAGAACGUCGACCAUUGUUAACAAAGUUGUUGUUGCAGAACUACCGGAUAAGGAAAAGUUUCCAAGACUUUUUCAUGCUAUUAGCUCAAAUAUGAUACAUGGUCCGUGUGGUGUCUUAAACCCCCAAUCUACCUGCAUGGUUAAUGGAAAAUGCUCAAAAAAGUUUCCUAAGAAGUUCUCAGAGGAAACAAAGAUAGUACAGGAUGGAUAUCCUAUAUACAUGAGAAGAAAAAACGAACCAGUUACGAUUGGGAAGCAUUCAAUAGAUAACUCUUGGAUAGUGCCUUACAAUGCUUAUCUAAGUUUAAAAUAUGAAUGCCACAUUAAUGUGGAAAUUUGCGAAUCUUUUUCAAGCAUUAAGUAUCUGUUCAAGUAUGCUUACAAAGGCACUGAUAGCGCUAAUGUUCAGGUAACAGCUGAUGAGAUAAAGACUCAUCUAGACUCACGAUAUGUAAGCCCCCCAGAAGCCAUGUGGCGGAUAUUCCGUUUUAAGAUGCAUGACCAGACUCAUGCAAUAAUUCGGUUACCCAUCCAUUUAGAAGGAGAUCCAUAUGUGACAUUUGACCCCGACAAUAUUCGCCAGGUGGUUGAAUCGGUCCCGGGAAAGGACACAAGGCUGACUGCGUGGUUCAAGUUGAACACAAGAGAUGAAAAUGCAAAACGAUUCAAGUACCACGAGAUACCUGAACAUUAUGUGUUUCAGGAAAAGGAAGGAGUUUGGACUCCUCGAAAGAGAUUGCAGGGAAGAGUUAUUGGAAGAAUCCUCCCCGUUAAUAUUAAUGACACCGAAAGGUACUUUAUGAGACUAUUGCUUCUCCAUGUUCCAGGGGUAACAUCUUUUGAAUAUUUGAGAAAAGUUGAAAGAAUUAGCUAUGAUAGCUACUAUAAAGCUGCUAAGGAGAGAGGUUUAGUCAUUGAUGAAAAUGUUUGGAAUGAGACAUUGGCAGAGGCAUGCAUUGUUGCUAUGCCAAAAGAAGCUCGAGCACUUUUUGCGUACAUGUGUUUGUACUGUGAAAUUACGGAUGCCUCAAACUUAUGGAACCAGCACAGAGCCAGAUUAAUAGAAGAUUUUGCAUUGAGACACGGUCACCCUGCUGAAGCUGACUGCGACAUGUGUGACUCUUUUGGUUUGAACAAAAUUGAAGAGAUUUUGAUAGGUCAAGAAAAAAGAUGUAAAAAUUACCAUCUACCGACACCGAACCCUAACCAUAUUGGGCAAAUGAAUGAAUACAUUGACAGAGAACAAGAGAGCAUGUUAGGGCAGGAGAUGGAGGCAAACCUGAAUGAAAAGCAACGAGCUGCCUUUGAUGCGGUCAUGGAAGCCGUGAACGAUCACACUAUAAGAAGCAAGUGCUUUUUUCUUGACGGUCCAGGUGGUACCGGAAAGACUUAUCUGUAUGAUACUUUGCUUCAUACAAUCAGAGGUAAAGGUCAAUCAAUGCUUGCGGUUGCCUCAACCGGCAUUGCCGCCAAUCUUUUGAACAAUGGUAAAACCUACCAUUCUCAGUUUGGGUUACCUUUAAAACUAAAUGAAACUUCUGUCUCUAGAUUUACAGCGACUUCUACAGAAGCUGAAAAAAUUCGAAAAGCCGUGGGAACUCUUAUGGAUGAAGCAUCAAUGUGUCCAGCACUUGCUGCUGAAUGCAUCAAUAAGCUUUAUGAAGACAUUACGAUAUCAAAUAUUGCUUUUGGAGGAAAAGUUUUCUUGGCAGGGGGAGAUUUUCGCCAAUGUUUACCUGUAGUUCCUGGUGCAGAACCAGAUGAAGUAGUUCUAGCAAGUUUAAAGCAUUCGAAACUCUGGGACGAGUUUAAAAUUUUAAAAUUAGAUCUCAAUGUUAGAUCAGUUGACCCCGAGUACAGCAAUUGGCUUUUGAAACUGGGGAAUGGUGAAUUGGGCAAUGACUUUGAUCUAGGAGAAGACAUUAUAGAGAUCCCAGAACAAAUGAUUGAGUCAGACGACAUCGUCAAGACAAUUUACGGGACAUGCUUGAAGCACGAACACAUGGAACAGUUUUAUUGCAUUGGAAUUCUAUGUCCCAAAAAUGAAGACGUUGACUCAAUAAACCAAAAGGUCUUGGACCUUCUGGAAGGGGAGGAGAAGGCUUAUUUGAGUUUUGACUCAUUAGUAUCUGAAGACAAUGAAGACACUAGCGACUAUCCAACAGAACUGUUGAACACUUUAAACCCAUCAGGUACAGCACCUCAUGAAUUGAAGCUAAAAGUCGGAGCAAUUAUUAUGCUUUUAAGAAAUUUGAACACGAACCAAGGAUUGUGCAAUGGCUCUAGAUUGGUCGUAACUAAAAUGAUGAGAAAUGUCGUGGAAGCCAAGGUUAUCACUGGCAAAGUGAAAGGUAACAUUGUUCUUAUUCCAAGAAUUGAUCUAAAGACUGACUCUGGACUGCCUUUUGAACUGAAGAGACGACAAUUUCCACUGAAGCUAGCCUUCGCAAUGACUAUCAACAAGUCGCAAGGUCAAACCCUUGACAAGGUCGGGCUAUAUUUGCCGAACCCAGUUUUUGGCCAUGGUCAACUUUACGUUGCAUUCUCAAGAGCCCGGAGGAGUGAAGAUGUAAAGGUUUUUGUCAAGGACUCAGAUGAACAAGGGAAAUUAGUAACUGGAAGUGAGAAGGUGUUCACCAGAAAUGUUGUAUACAGGAGCGUGUUAAAUUCGCCAAACUAG
This is a messenger RNA of Physella acuta, 4992 nucleotides long. RefSeq lists its product as uncharacterized. Gene Ontology annotation, molecular function: DNA helicase activity. Gene Ontology annotation, biological process: DNA repair; telomere maintenance. Lineage: Eukaryota; Metazoa; Mollusca; Gastropoda; Physidae. The record is from RefSeq and is a predicted model, not a curated record.